Galdieria sulphuraria is the source of this 1026-nucleotide messenger RNA. RefSeq names its product sulfoquinovosyltransferase. Gene Ontology annotation, molecular function: glycosyltransferase activity. Bases 50 to 979 code for a protein of 309 amino acids. The transcript has 2 exons. The record is from RefSeq and is a predicted model, not a curated record. NCBI's taxonomy places the organism in Eukaryota, Rhodophyta, Bangiophyceae, Galdieriales, Galdieriaceae.
CAAAUUAGCGAUUCUGGAAGAUUAAAGGGCGCUCAAAAUACCACAUAAAAUGCCAAAGUACCUCUUUCUUAUUGAGCCGUUUCUUUACGACUCCAAUGGAGUCUCCGUUUGCUAUAGAAAUCUUAUUCGAGCGAUGAUUAGAGAUUCCUCUCACAGCAUAAUGAUAAUUUCACCCGAUGGCUAUCGAGACGAUUUUGGAGAAAACGGUGAAUUGGAAAGUCUCAGAAUCCAAAGUUUUGGUCUUCCUCUCAUCUUCUUUACCUAUCCUUCCUUGAAAUUUAUCAUGCUUUCCUAUCCAAUCGUUCGAAAGGUGCUCCACUUUCAACCUGAUUUCAUUCACUGUGUUCAACCGGGCUUCUGUUCCUUUUGGGCCCUACUUCUCAAGCAGGCCUGUAGAUUGUUUGGAACGAAAAAUCCGCUCAUUACCGGAGCCGUUCAUACGGAUACCGAACGCAUGAUCAGCUGCUAUAACCUGCAACUUGUUCGAUAUCCUUUUCUUUGCUAUCUGAAAAUAGAAAGAAGCAUAUGCGAUGGACUACUGACAGUUGACCACAGGAAAGAUCCAAACAAGUUUGUUCUUUGGAAAUUGGGAGUCGAUGACACGCUAUUCUAUCCUAAACAACAAUAUGAAAUGAACAGUCUUCAUGGAACAGUUAUUGUUGUGGCGCGCUUAGCUCCUGAAAAAAACUUUAACCUGGUUAUCGAAUUGGCUCAAAUCCUUCCUGAAGUCACUUUCCAAGUUUUUGGAGAUGGACCUCUUCGAAAAACUUUACAAAGGAAAGCUCCUCAUAACUUUCUUUUACAAGGGUCCGUUUCUCAAAAAAAGCUCGCUCAGGCUUAUCGGGCUUCCGAUGUCUCCCUAGUACCUGGAACGGGAGAGUGCCAUCCGCUUUCUCUUUUAGAAAGUCUAGCCUGCGGAACCCCGGUAGUAGUGGCUAACGAAGGCGGAACGGAGGCUUUGAUCCCGCCUUUUCCGUAGCGGACAAAAUUCAAAAAAUUCUUCAAAAUAAAUCCCUUCGUGAGAAA